AUGGUGAUAGUUCAUGUACUCAGUAGGUCGCUGUUGGAUGGGGACCUUCAGUUCACCGAAGGCACGCGAGAGACCGGCUCUGGUCAUGAUAGUCAUGUCAGGGACUUUGCCCUGCACGGGACGGUCGGUGGUGGCUUUGUAGUCACCAAAGGUCAGCUCGACCCCUGUGGCUGCGCAAAUGGCCGACAUGACAUGGACCAAGAGAAGCAUAAUCGGACGAUUGGUUAG
Molecule: messenger RNA, 228 nt
Organism: Aspergillus calidoustus
Lineage: Eukaryota; Fungi; Ascomycota; Eurotiomycetes; Eurotiales; Aspergillaceae
Source: the annotation of a GenBank genome assembly